AUGUCCAGCGAGCAGACAACCGUCAUUGGGUUGUCCAUUUCUAUGCCGCUCAUCGCUACCCUUGUUGUCGGACUCCGUGUCUAUACCCGCGUCUCGCUCAAGAGGCUUCGGCUCCAGGCCGACGACUACUUGAUCAUGGGGUCUUUGGUGUUUGGGUACGCCGUGUCGGUCUGUUCUUUACUGGCUGUUUACCUUGGCGGAGUUGGCAACCAUCUAGAGCUCGGUGAAAAUGGCCGGAUACAGCACCCACGCGAAUACGAGGCAUUUGCCAAGACAUUAUGGGUCUUGGAAUUUGUCGUCGCCAUCUCGCUGGGUAUGGCCAAGUUGAGCAUCUUGUUCCUCUACAAAAAGAUAUUUUCUGUAUCGCGGAUAUUUGAAUUCGCAGCCUGGACCAUGAUUGCCAUCGUGUCGAUCGGUACGGUUGGCAUCUUCUUCGCGAACUUGCUCGUUAUCCUGACGAUGCCGUGGCCACAGAUCUGGAACCUUCGCAUGUCGACCUCAACGAAGAUCCAGGUUGUGACCGUCUUUGUUCUCGGUUAUUUCGUUAUCGGUGCGGAUAUUGCCCGCUGCGUGCUGACCGUCCCCGUCCUCGAGUCGUCCAACACCGAGCUCGACUGGACAUAUACUCGGGCGCCCGUUGUGUACUGGACCGUCAUCGAAACCGACGUUUCCAUCAUCAGCGCCACUCUACCAACGCUGCGGCCGCUCCUCUUGAAGUGGAAGGUUAUUAAAUCGACCAUGACGGGAUCUCACAGCAACCCACACCCUCAGACCCUUCGUCCUUACCCAACACGUGCUACCCAACACGUGCAUAAUCAGGACUACCACCUCGCCUAUAUCUUCCGCGAUGGCAGCCUAGACCGGAACUGA
Molecule: messenger RNA, 870 nt
Organism: Lasiosphaeria miniovina
Lineage: Eukaryota; Fungi; Ascomycota; Sordariomycetes; Sordariales; Lasiosphaeriaceae
Exons: 6
Coding region: 1-870 (289 amino acids)
Source: RefSeq, a predicted model, not a curated record